Medioppia subpectinata is the source of this 308-nucleotide messenger RNA. Lineage: Eukaryota; Metazoa; Arthropoda; Arachnida; Sarcoptiformes; Oppiidae. The record is from the annotation of a GenBank genome assembly.
AUGGAUUUGAUGACAAGGGUAUGUCAAUUCGACCUCAAAGGAGAUCUAAUCAAUUGGUGGUCUGAAGACAUCCGCCAACGGUUUGAGCAAAAGGCCUACUGUUUUAUUAGCGAGUAUUCAAGUAUUUAUGUGCCGGAAGUUAAUAUGAAUUUGAACGGCAAGAAUACUGUGGGCGAGAAUAUCGCCGACAACGGAGGUAUGCGUGAGUCUUACCGGGCGUUUCAAUUGUACGUCAAACGGCACGGAGAGCCGAACGACUGCCAUAUGUUAGCCAAUAUACGGUCAAACUGUUGUAUUUUAUAAGCCAC